AUGUCUGCAACCAAGACUCGGACAAGUAGCUUCUCCCGCAACUUUGCAUCUGCAAACUCAUCUCAAAUCCCCGGACUCAAGCAUGGCCCUAAUGGCACAAUGUUUAUUUCAUCUGGGAUACCAGACCUUGAUAAGAUUUUAGGUGGUGGGUUUUCUCUAGGAAGCCUAGUCAUUGUGAUGGAAGAUGCGGAAGCACCUCAUCAUAUGCUUUUGCUUAGGAAUUUUAUGUCUCAAGGACUCGUUCACAAUCAACCCCUUCUCUAUGCAAGCCCAUCUAAGGACCCAAGACAAUUUCUUGGUACUUUGCCUAGUCCAGCGGUACCCAAAGAUGAUAAGUCUAGUCAUCGAGAUCCUGACCAGGAGAAAGGAUUGAGGAUAGCUUGGCAAUAUAAGAAGUAUUUUGGUGAAAAUCAGCACAGUUCUGAUAGUCAAGGUGGAAAACAUGAGUUCUGCAAUGAAUUUGACUUGCGGAAGCCCUUGGAGAGGCAAUUUCUAAGUGGCAAGCAUAUAGAUUGCAUUAGCAUUCAAGAUUCUCCAAAUCUUGUUACCCUUAAUGACCGUUGUGCCACAUUUUUAUCUCAAUUUCCAAGAAGUGAUAGAAGCAUUUCUUCUGUUGGUCGUAUUGCCAUUCAAUCAUUCUGUGCUCCACAGUGUGAAUUUUCCAACAUGGAAUGGGACAUGCUUUCCUUUGUUAGAUCUCUAAAAGGCAUGGUUAGAUCUUCAAAUGCAGUUGCUGUUGUGACAUUUCCACCUAAUCUUCUUUCGCCAUCCUCCUGUAAAAGAUGGCAGCACAUGGCGGACACCUUGCUGUCGGUCAAAGCAAUUCCAGACGAGGACAAGGAAUUGGAAAAACUCCUUACUGGUUACCAGGACAUGGUUGGCCUUCUGAAUGUGCAGAAAGUAGCACGUCUUAAUACACAGGUUCCUGUGAUUCUUGAGGCAACAACCUUGUCAAUAAAGUUGAAAAAGCGGAGGUUUAUGGUUUUAGAAUGUCUAAACCAAGCCCCUAUUGAUGGCUCAAGCGGGAGUUCAUAUGGCACUACCGGUGGUUGUUCUGUGUCCUCUAAAAGUGGGACUCUUGAUUUUUAG
Molecule: messenger RNA, 1089 nt
Organism: Prunus armeniaca (apricot)
Lineage: Eukaryota; Viridiplantae; Streptophyta; Magnoliopsida; Rosales; Rosaceae
Source: the annotation of a GenBank genome assembly